Molecule: messenger RNA, 828 nt
Organism: Rubroshorea leprosula
Lineage: Eukaryota; Viridiplantae; Streptophyta; Magnoliopsida; Malvales; Dipterocarpaceae
Source: the annotation of a GenBank genome assembly
GUGUCAAUAGACACUUAAUAUUUAGCACUUUUAUGAGGUUUUGAUGCAUGGAUUGUGUGAAAGUAGCCAAGCUGACAAAGCAAGGGCAUUGCUAAGCAAAGUGGUCAGCCUAAAUGUUGUACACUUCAACAUGUUGAUGGAUGGAUAUGUUGCCAGUGGAAGGCUUGAUGAAGCUUGGGAUUUUCUGUGGAAUAUUAUGUCAAAGGUUGGAUGUAAGUCUGAUAUUUUUACAUAUAACGUACUGAUUCAUGGACUUUGCAAGGGAGGAUAUCUAGGUUCAACUCUUGAAUUGGUCAAUGAGAUGAUAGAUAUGGGCUACAAUCCUAAUGUUUUCACUUACACGAUUUUGAUCAAUGGUUACUGCAAGGAGGGGCAACUUGAGGAGGAUGGCAGUAUUUUAAAUGAAAUGUCUUAUAAAGGAAUCAGUCUGAAUACGGUAGGAUACAAUUCCCUAACAAGUACACUAUGCAAGAAUAGGAAGGUGAAUGAAAUGGAAGAGCCCUUAACAGUGUAUCAUGAUAUGUUGGUUGAGGGUGUUGUUGCCAACACAGUGACAUACAACACACUAAUUCAUGCUUUUCUGUGGACUGGUGCCAUUCAGGAGGCACUCAAGCAAGCUUGUUAAAGAUAUGUUAUUUAGAGGAUACCCUCUGGAUGAGAUCACCUAUAAUGGCCUAAUUAGGGCACUCUGUAGAGCUGGGGUCUUGGAUAAAGGAUGAGGGUUGUUUGAAGAAAUGUUGACGAAGGGACUUGUUCCGAACCAUGUUUCCUGUAAUAUUGUGAUCAAUGGCCUCUGCUGCUCCAGGAGAAUGAAUAAUGCACUUGAGU